GGAGGAGCUUUGUAGGGCGGGAGGCUGACCUCCCGGCGGGGGUGGGAAGGAGAUUGCCGGGGCCCAGUGCCGGGCCUGGGCCGGGAGACGGACAAACCGCUCCCGGUGUCUCUUUGAGGCCUGACGUGGACCCACUUCGGGCUUCCCGACCCAAGGUCCCUCCAGGGGAUGGGCCGGCUGGUGGAGGAGAGUAAGGGAGACGAAGGGACUUCCGUUUCCUUCUCCUAGGCAGGGGCCUGGCCGAAGAGCGGAGUUGGCAUUUCCAGCUUGGGGCUCUGGCCGCCCCUGCUCCGAGACCCUCCCCUCGGGACCCAGCCGUUCACCGCUGCUAGUUGGGACCGGCUCUCCUGGCGCGAAAAGGUGGACAAGUCCUAUUUUCAAGAGAAGAUGACUUUUAACAGUUUUGAAGGAUCUAAAACUUGUGUACCUGCAGACAUCAAUAAAGAUGAAGAAUUUGUAGAAGAGUUUAAUAGAUUAAAAACUUUUGCUAAUUUUCCAAGUAGUAGUCCUGUUUCAGCGUCAACACUGGCACGAGCAGGUUUUCUUUAUACUGGUGAAGGAGACACUGUGCGAUGCUUUAGUUGUCAUGCAGCAGUAGAUAGAUGGCAAUAUGGAGACUCAGCAGUUGGAAGACACAGGAAAGUAUCCCCAAAUUGCAGAUUUAUCAACGGCUUUUAUUUUGAAAAUAGUGCUGCACAAUCUACAAAUCCUGGUGUCCAGAAUGGUCAAUACAAAGGUGAAAACUACCUGGGAAACAGAAAUCAUUUUGCUUUAGACAGACCAUCUGAGACUCACGCAGACUAUCUUUUGAGAACUGGACAGGUUGUAGAUAUAUCAGACACCAUAUACCCAAGGAACCCUGCCAUGUGUAGUGAAGAAGCUAGAUUAAAGUCAUUUCAGAACUGGCCAGACUAUGCCCACCUAACCCCCAGAGAGUUAGCUAGUGCUGGGCUCUACUACACAGGUAUUGAUGAUCAAGUGCAAUGCUUUUGUUGUGGUGGAAAACUGAAAAAUUGGGAACCUUGUGAUCGUGCCUGGUCGGAACAUAGGCGACACUUUCCUAAUUGCUUCUUUGUUUUGGGCCGGAACGUUAAUAUUCGAAGUGAAUCUGAUGUUGUGAGUUCUGAUAGGAAUUUUCCAAAUUCAACAAAUCCUCCAAGAAAUCCAGCCAUGGCAGAUUAUGAAGCACGGAUCAUUUCUUUUGGGACGUGGAUAUACUCAGUUAACAAGGAGCAGCUUGCAAGAGCUGGAUUUUAUGCUUUAGGUGAAGGUGAUAAAGUAAAGUGCUUUCACUGUGGAGGAGGGCUAACUGAUUGGAAGCCCAAUGAAGACCCUUGGGAACAACAUGCUAAGUGGUAUCCAGGGUGUAAAUAUCUAUUAGAAGAGAAAGGACAAGAAUAUAUAAACAAUAUUCAUUUAACUCAUUCACUUGAGGAAUCUCUGGCAAGAACUGCUGAAAACACACCAUCACAAACUAAAAGAAUUGAUGAUACCAUCUUCCAAAGUCCUAUGGUACAAGAAGCUAUACGAAUGGGAUUCAGUUUCAGGGAGAUUAAGAAAAUAAUGGAGGAAAAAGUUCAGAUGUGUGGGAGCAACUAUAAAUCACUUGAGGUUCUGGUUGCAGAUCUAGUGAAUGCUCAGAAAAGCAGUACACAAGACGAAUCAAGUCAGACUUCAUUACAGAAAGAAGUUAGUACUGAAGAGCAGCUAAGGCGCCUGCAAGAGGAGAAGCUUUGCAAAAUCUGCAUGGAUAGAAAUAUUGCUGUAGUUUUUAUUCCUUGUGGACAUCUGGUCACUUGUAAACAAUGUGCUGAAGCAGUUGACAAAUGCCCCAUGUGCUACACAGUGAUUACUUUCAAGCAAAAAAUUUUUAUGUCUUAAUCUAACUCCACAGUAGGCAUGUUAUGUUCCUCUUAUUACCAUGAUUGAAUGUGUGGUAUGAGCUGACUUUAAUCCGCACUGAAUUCCAUUAACAUUUGCUACCAAUUAGGGGAAAAAAGUAAUGGGUUAGUUGGCAAUCUUAAAUUUGAAUUUCUGGAUUUUUCAGGUUAUUAACUGUAUUAUUUUUCCAGUUGUUUUACUGUUAUUUAGUUGAAACCUUAGACUAAGAAGCAUCACAUUUUAACUGAUCACAGUGUGUAUUGGUAGUACACUGACUUAGUUUCUAAGUGUAAGUGAAUUAAUUGUCUGAGUUUUUCAUUCUUUUCAGAUAGACUUAGCAAAGGGAGCAUUCUGUAGAAACUUGGAGAUUAGAGCUAAUCUCCCCAAUCGCAUAAUUUGUUUUGUGUGAAAAAGGAAUGAACCAUUCAUCUGAUGGAAAGAUAGAGAUUAUUUUUAGAUGCUUAUCUUUGUGUUUUAGGAUUCUGUUCCUUUUAAAAUUAUGAACACACACUUGCAUGAAUAAUUUCAAAAAGUGAUUUUGCCAUUUUUCAAAGGGUAUUCAGUGAUACAAUGCCAUCUAGCCAAGAUGUACUGACAUGGAAAGAGGUCAAAGAUAUUUUAAGUGUAAAAUGCAAGUAGCAAAACACUGUGUAUAUUAUAAGCCAAGUCAAGAUAUGUGUGUUUUGUAUAUGUGUAGAACAAAACACCUGGAAAGAUAAGCACCAAACUUAAAUGUGAGUUCUCUUGAGGGGGGUGGGAGGAUGGGUCCCACAGAGGGUAUACAGGGGCCUUUCACUUUCUGUUUUUUUCCUUUUUUUCUGUUUGAAUUUUUAUAAGUAUGUAUUACUUUUGUAAUCAGAAUUUGUAGAAAAUAUUUUACUGAUUUAAAGGCUUAGGCAUGUUCAAACGCCUGCAAAACUACUUAUUGCUCAGCUUUAGUUUUUCUAAUCCAAGAAGGCAGGGCAGUUAACCUUUUUGGUGCCAAUGUGAAAUUUAAAUGUUUUUAUGUUUUUCCUGCUUUGUGGAUGAAAAAUAUUUCUGAGUGGUAGUUUUCUGACAGGUAGACCAUGUCUUAUCUUGUUUCAAAAUAAAUAUUUCUGAUUUUGUAAAAUGAAAUAUAAAAUAUGUCUCAGAUCUUCCAAUUAAUUAGUAAGGAUUCAUCCUUAAUCCUUGCUAGUUUAAGCCUGCCUAAGUCACUUUACUAAAAGAUCUUUGUUAACCCAGUAUUUUAAACAUCUGUCAGCUUAUGUAGGUAAAAGUAGAAGCAUGUUUGUAUACUGCUUGUAGUUAUAGUGACAGCUGUCCAUAUUGAGAUUCUCAUAUCAUCUUGUAUCUUAAAGUUUCAUGUGAGUUUUUACUGUUAGGAUAAUUAAGAUGUACAUAAGACAAAAGGUUAAGUCCUUCUUGUACCUAUAUUUUUUGUUGUUGUUUUGACUAGUAAUAGUAAUAGAUACUUCUGAAGUUAAUGUUCUCUCAAGAUCCUUUAAAGUCUCUUAGAAAUUAUAAAAUACUGACAAGAAAAGAAUAGCUGUUUUUUUUUAAAAAAAACACUUGAAUACAACUCAGUGUGAUUAAGAAAUAGAAGUUUAAAAAUGCUUCAUAGAACACCCAAGGUUUACAUUACAAGAUUUCUUGCAUCAGACCUAUUACAGAGGUCAAUGAGGCAUUUACUGCAACUUUUUAAAAAUGAUCUUUUUCAUUGUAUUUUCUAAGAGAAGCAUAUUGUUAUGCUUUCCUAACCUCUGUUGAUUACUACAGUAAGUGAUAUUCAUUUAAAACCCUGCAGAUUUCAAUGACAGUUUAAAAAAAUGAAGUGACGAUGACUGCCCUGUUUUUGUUUCAUUUCUGUAAAUCAGCAGUUCUUCACCUUUGCACUAGCUUCCACUUAGGUUUACUGAGAUAGUCACUAAGUUGAAUUUGACCUCUGUAGUGUAAGCCUUAAAUUUUAGUUUCAAUUUAAAGCAUUUUAUAAGGGGGAAAAGGUGUUCAAGUAUUUAAAGUAUGUUUUCCAGGACACUUCAGCUGUAAGUCAGGUAGAUAGUUCAAGUUAGCUGUUAGGCAAGGACUCAAGGACUUGAUUGUUUUAACAUAAGGCUUUUCCUGUUCUUGGAGCCUCAGUUCAUUAAAACUCUUUUUUUAAAGCUUGUGUGCUUUAGAGUUAAGCAACUCUUUUUUUUUUUUUUCCCUCUCCAUGAGUUGCGAAAUUUAAUGCAUGAAGCUGAUGUGGCUAACAAGUUUAUUUUAAGAAUUGUUUAGAAAUGCUGUUGCUUCAGGUUCUUAAAAUCGCUCAGCACUCCAACUUCUAAUCAGAUUUUUGGAAACCUACCAGUGUGUUUCUGUGUUCGUACUGCAAAAAGCACCAUAUUCUUUCCAGCUAAUUUUGUAAAAUUUGAUUACUUGCAAGGUCAAAACUGUAACCCCUCUUCUGUCACCCCCACCACUCCCCAUAGUUAUCAGUAUUUCCAUGUAGACAUUACCCUGCUGUAUAAAAUUCACUCUAGAGUUUCAAAGACAUCAUUCAUAUUAUCCUAUUUUGGUCAUGUGAAGAUUCAUGUUAUUUUGUAAUGAACAAUUGUCUUUAUAAUAUUUAGUUGGCUGAUGAAAAAUCUUGUCUUAAUUUUUGAGAAAUGAGUGUAGCAUUUAUAAAACAAACUGGCUUAUCAAUUAAUGGCUCUGUAUUCCCCUUUCCUGCUAGAUUUGAUUCCCCCCCCGCUUUGGUUAGGGACUGAGGUGGGAUAGUGUGGGUAUAGUGAAUGUAUGUAAUGUGAUUUGAUACUGUUAAUACUCUUUUGUUAUGUAAAUUUUUUCUGUUGUUAUUUUAGUGGAUAAAAUUUGUAUUUUGAACUUUCUGGAGAUUACCACUCCAUCAUUUGGUGCAUUUAUUGUACCUGUUAGACACAAAUCAUUAUUUUAUUUCCUGAUUAUGCAGGUGUUGAAUGGGAAGAGCACCCGAGGGAGUGAGAAAUGGCAUAGGCUGUAUAUCAUUGCCAUUAAAGAAAUAAUAAAAUUGUAAAGAAUAUUUGACAGACAUAAUUCUUUUUAGCCAAAUCUACUUUUGAAAAAUAGCCAUUUCUUCAUUUGUGAAAUAAGAAUAACAUCUUACGAGGCUAUAAGAGUUUAAGGAAACCAGGUGUGCUACAAAUAUUCAUUCCCAUCAUAACACUGUUUCACCCCUCCAUGUGUUUGCCUUUACCUGGAAAUGUGAGUUAAAACUUAGAAGAAGUUCUUACAUAACUGUUUCGAUAAUGCUCAUAUUUUUUUGGUGUUUUUCAUAGUCAAGAUAUAAAUUACAGUCAAUAAAUAGGUCAGAUCCUUUCAAAUAUUUAAAUUCUUUUAAAAGUAUUUGAAAAACUUAUUAUCAAAUUUAGUUGAGCUUUCCUAAGAUAAACAGGUGACUUAUUCCCACCUUAAUAAUCAGUUUCAAUUUGACUCUUGUACACUUAACACAGCAUGGAUUUCUUUCUCAGCAUCAUAGAACCAUAGCAUGUCAGAGAGAGAAAUGACCUGGGAGAGUACCUAAUUCAUCCCCUCCAUUUCAUAGGUGAGGCAGCUAAGGCUCAAAGGUGCGGUGGUUUGUCCAAGCUUAUAGGUAGCUAAUUAGUGGCAGAGCCCUGACUGGGACAUAGUUUGAAGGUGAAACAUGUCACCAACCUGCUUCUCCUGGGAGGUGUCAAAGUUAAUUUUUUUCAACUAUUCUUUCCAUUAUGCCCUAGCUUUCAUUGCAUAUUAGGUGACACUUUAUAAUUGAUACAGCAGGACAAUCUUAAAUAUCUAUUUCUUCAAAUUGGUCAAUACUACACUAGUAUUUGGGUGGUAAUAUUCUGUUUUGAAGUCUAAAGCUUGCAGGUAUGAAAUACAGAUUUUUGGGAUUUACUACAUUCUUAUGUAUCAUAUAACAUUUAAAGUACUAUAUAAGUAUAUUUUACAGUUUUGUCUAAGUAACAAAUUUGCAUUUUUGAUUUGAUGUAAUAAAAGCUUUAAUGUAAUUUCUGUUAGAUUUUGCAUUUUUUCUUAGUUAAACUUUAACCUGACAGAGUGAAUGAUUCUUAUGUUAUUGUAUUAGUAUUGUGAAUAAUUGUGAAAUGUUUUGAGACAGAGUACUAUAUUUGUGAAUAUAAUGUUAUGACUGUUUAUUAUUUAGUAGAAAUCUUUCCAUCAGUAUGGAAAACUAAGAAAAUUGUUUUCUGCUGUAUAAUCUGGCAUUCAUUGUAGAUUAAAGCUUAUUUUUCUGUGAAUAAAACUUAUUCAAUAAAGUACUAUUCUUUAAAAUGA
Oryctolagus cuniculus (rabbit) is the source of this 6153-nucleotide messenger RNA. NCBI's taxonomy places the organism in Eukaryota, Metazoa, Chordata, Mammalia, Lagomorpha, Leporidae. The record is from RefSeq and is a predicted model, not a curated record.